CCAAAAUCAAAACGCGAUUUCAUGGCCUCCGGCAAAGAUUCCGAUCGUAACCUAGGGUACAUGACCCGCAAGGAUGCAGAAUUGAAGCUUCCACGGAUGACCCAGGUCAAAAACAAGACUCCGGCGCCAAUCCAAAUCACCGCCGAGCAGAUACUUAGAGAAGCGCGAGAGAGGCAAGAGGCUGAGUUCCGUCCGCCUAAUCAGACAAUCACUGACUCAGCUGAGCUUUCCGACUACAGACUCCGACGUCGGAAGGAGUUCGAAGACCAGAUUCGCCGUGCGAGAUUGAACACCCAAGUUUGGGUCAAGUACGCCGAUUUUGAGAUGAAGAACAAGUCUGUCAACGAAGCGAGGAACGUUUGGGAUCGUGCUGUUUCGCUCCUCCCUCGAGUGGACCAGCUUUGGUACAAGUUUAUUCACAUGGAAGAGAAACUUGGUAAUAUUGCCGGCGCUAGACAGAUACUCGAGCGUUGGAUUCAUUGUUCACCUGAUCAACAAGCUUGGCUCUGCUUUAUUAAAUUCGAACUUAAGUAUAAUGAAAUCGAAUGUGCUAGAUCGAUAUACGAGAGAUUUGUUCUUUGUCAUCCGAAGGUUUCUGCUUAUAUUCGAUAUGCAAAGUUUGAGAUGAAGCAUGGUCAAGUUGAGCUUGCUAUGAAAGUGUUCGAACGCGCCAAGAAGGAGCUUGCAGACGAUGAAGAAGCUGAGAUUCUCUUUGUGGCGUUCGCUGAAUUUGAAGAACAAUACAAGUUUGCUCUUGAUCAGAUUCCUAAAGGAAGAGCUGAAAAUUUGUACAGCAAGUUUGUGGCGUUUGAGAAACAGAAUGGGGAUAAGGAAGGGAUUGAGGAUGCCAUUAUUGGGAAGAGGAGGUGUCAGUAUGAAGAUGAAGUGAGGAAGAACCCUUUGAACUAUGAUUCGUGGUUCGAUUUCGUUAGGUUAGAAGAGACUGUUGGGAACAAAGAUAGGAUAAGAGAAAUCUAUGAGAGGGCUGUUGCUAAUGUUCCACCUCCCGAAGCCCAAGAGAAACGAUACUGGCAAAGAUACAUAUAUCUCUGGAUUAAUUAUGCUUUUUUUGCAGAGAUGGUAACUGAAGAUGUGGAGAGCACACGAGAUGUUUACAGAGCAUGCCUCAAGCUUAUCCCCCACUCCAAAUUUUCUUUUGCCAAAAUAUGGUUGCUCGCUGCACAACAUGAAAUCAGGCAAUUGAAUCUCACGGGUGCACGGCAGAUAUUAGGAAAUGCGAUUGGGAAAGCUCCAAAAGAUAAGAUAUUCAAGAAAUACAUUGAGAUCGAACUCCAGUUGAGAAAUAUAGAUAGGUGUAGAAAAUUAUAUGAGCGGUAUCUUGAAUGGUCUCCUGGGAAUUGCUAUGCUUGGAGAAAAUAUGCUGAGUUCGAGAUGUCUCUUGCUGAAACAGAGCGAACUAGAGCUAUCUUUGAACUUGCAAUAUCUCAGCCUGCUCUAGACAUGCCCGAGCUGCUAUGGAAGACGUACAUUGAUUUUGAGAUAUCAGAAGGGGAAUUAGAGAGGACACGGGCUUUAUAUGAGAGACUCUUGGACCGUACAAAGCAUUGCAAGGUGUGGGUUGACUUUGCAAAGUUUGAAGCGUCUGCUGCGGAACACAAAGAAGACGAGGAAGAAGAAGAUGCUAUUGAACGCAAAAAAGAUGGCAUCAAACGCGCCAGAGAGAUAUUCGACAGAGCCAACACAUACAACAAAGACUCCACACCAGAGCUGAAAGAAGAGCGUGCUAUGCUUUUGGAGGAUUGGCUUAACAUGGAGACGGGCUUUGGUAAGCUCGGGGAUGUUAGAGUCGUUCAAUCGAAGCUCCCGAAGAAGGUCAAGAAGAGAAAGCUGAGCAGUAGAGAAGAUGGCUGUACAGAGUAUGAAGAAUACACUGAUUAUUUGUUCCCCGAAGAAUCAGAGACAACGAGUCUUAAGAUUCUUGAAGCUGCUCAUAAAUGGAAGAAGCAGAAGGUUAAAGCUGGGGAAUGCGUCUAGUGUGGUUAACAUAAUGUUGUUAUGCAAUACUCUUCCAGCUUAAAAAAUAGCAUAAUGUACUUACAUAGGUGAUUAUGUCGCUUGCGGUGUUGAUAUUAAUGAUAUUUGUAGAUUUAGUUAUACAUUAGAUUUAUAUAAAAAGCUUAUGC
Molecule: messenger RNA, 2144 nt
Organism: Arabidopsis thaliana (thale cress)
Lineage: Eukaryota; Viridiplantae; Streptophyta; Magnoliopsida; Brassicales; Brassicaceae
Product: crooked neck protein, putative / cell cycle protein
Exons: 8
Coding region: 22-1995 (657 amino acids)
Biological process (GO): mRNA splicing, via spliceosome; RNA processing
Cellular component (GO): nucleus
Source: RefSeq, marked reviewed